GCACCUAUAAACUUAUACCCAGAUAAUUUCAGAAUGUCCAGCAAGGAAGUGAAGACUGCUCUAAAAAGUGCUCGCGAUGCAAUCAGAAACAAAGAAUACAAAGAAGCUUUGAAACAUUGUAAGACAGUGUUAAAACAAGAGAAAAAUAACUACAAUGCCUGGGUUUUUAUUGGUGUUGCUGCAGCCGAGUUAGAACAACCUGAUCAGGCCCAGGGUGCCUAUAAGAAAGCUGCUGAACUAGAGCCAGACCAAUUACUAGCUUGGCAGGGGUUAGCGAGCUUGUAUGAGAAAUGUAAUCACAUAAAUGCUAAGGAUGACUUACCUGGUGUUUACCAAAAGCUCCUGGAUCUUUAUGAAAGUGUCGACAAACAGAAGUGGUGUGAUGUCUGUAAGAAACUUGUGGAUCUGUAUUACCAAGAAAAGAAGCACGUGGAGGUGGCCCGAACAUGGCACAAAUUGAUAAAGACACGGCAAGAAGAAGGUGCAGACAACCAAGAGCUUCAUCAGCUGUGGAAGAAAUUGACUCAGUUGCUGGCUGAGAGUACCGGGGAUCAGAAUAAUGAGACCCAGCAAUUGCUUUUAACUGCUUUUGAGAAUGCACUGAGCUUGUCAGAUAAGAUUCCUAGUGAAGAUCACCAAGUACUUUAUAGACAUUUCAUUCAGUGUUUAUCCAAAUUUCCUCAUGAGACUGCUAGGUUGAAGAAGGCCUGUGAAGGAAUGAUAAACACCUAUCCCACUGUACAAUAUCCAUUAGAAGUGCUUUGUUUGCAUUUAAUUGAAUCAGGAAGUCUUACUGAUGAGGGACAUCAGUAUUGUUGCAGACUAGUGGAAAUGGAUUCAAAAAGUGGUCCAGGCCUCAUUGGUUUAGGCAUUAAAGCAUUACAAGACAAAAAGUAUGAAGAUGCUGUUAGGAGCUUAACAGAAGGGUUAAAGGAAAGCCCUCUCUGCACAACCGGAUGGUAUCAUCUGGCAGAAGCCCAAGUCAAAAUGCAUAAACCCAAGGAUGCUGUUCUUUCAUGCAAUCAAGCUCUGAAGACCAUAGAUAAUCUUGGUGUGUCUGGUGGCAGUCUUCAUCGGAAGAAUCUUUGUCUUCGUUUGAAAGCAGAGGCUUUGGUUAAACUCGCAGAUUGUGAAUCUUCAGAGGAAGCAAUUCGUACUCUCAAUCAGGUUUCUGAUGCAAAUAAUAUCCCAGGACUUUUGGUUCUCAAAAGCUUGGCCUAUCUGAACAAAGGCUCAUUAGAUGAAGCUUCAAAGAUUUUGGAAGACCUUCUUUCUUCUUACCCCGACCUAGCUGAAGCUCAUGCCGUGGAGGCUUUGAUUCAUUUUACCAAAAAGGACUAUCUACAAGCAGAAAAAUGUUUUCAGAGAGCUCUUGAGAAAGAUGCUGAAGUUGCUGAGUAUCAUUACCAACUUGGAUUAACAUAUUGGUUCAUGGGUGAAGAAACAAGAAAAGAUAAAACAAAGGCUCUUACCCACUUUCUAAAGGCUGCCAGACUGGAUACAUACAUGGCCAAAGUUUUCUGCUAUUUAGGUCAUUAUUACAGAGAUGUAGUCGGAGAUAAAAGCAGAGCCCGUGGAUGUUACAGGAAAGCUUUUGACCUAGAUGACACUGAUGCUGAAUCUGGAGCUGCAGCAGUUGACCUAAGCGUGGAGCUUGAGGAGAUGGAAACUGCCUUAGCUAUCCUAACAACAGUCACUCAAAAGGCAAGUGCUGGAACCGCAAAAUGGGCCUGGCUUAGGCGAGGACUAUACUAUUUGAAAGCUGGUCAACAUUCUCAAGCAGUGGCAGAUUUACAGGCAGCCUUAAGGGCAGACCCAAAGGACUUCAACUGUUGGGAGUCAUUAGGAGAGGCUUACUUAAGCAGAGGUGGCUAUACUACAGCCUUGAAAUCCUUCACAAAAGCCAGUGAGCUCAACCCAGAAUCCACAUACAGUGUGUUUAAGGUUGCAGCAAUACAGCAAAUCCUAGGCAAAUAUAAGGAGGCUGUAGCUCAAUACCAGCUGAUCAUUCAAAAGAAAGAAGAUUAUGUGCCUGCUUUGAAAGGUUUGGGCGAAUGCCAUUUCAUGAUGGCAAAGGCAGCUCUAGUCGAUUAUCUCGAUGGGAAAGCUGUAGACUACAUAGAGAAAGCACUGGAGUAUUUUACUUGGGCUCUACAGCAUCGAGCUGAUGUGUCUUGCCUUUGGAAGCUAGUUGGGGAUGCUUGUACCAGUCUGUAUGCUGUCUCCCCAUCUAAAGUGAAUGUUAAUGUUUUAGGAGUCCUUCUAGGUCAGAAAGAAGGAAAACAAGUAUUAAAGAAAAAUGAGCUCCUCCAUCUUGGAGGAAGGUGUUAUGGUCGUGCAUUAAAACUGAUGUCUACGUCUAAUACAUGGUGUGAUCUUGGAAUUAAUUAUUAUCGCCAAGCACAACAUCUAGCAGAAACAGGCAGCAACACAAGUGAUCUUAAAGAAUUGUUGGAGAAAUCUUUACAUUGUCUGAAAAAGGCAGUGAGACUGGACAGUAAUAAUCACUUAUAUUGGAAUGCUCUUGGUGUGGUUUCAUGUUAUAGUGGUAUUGGAAAUUAUGCCCUUGCUCAGCACUGUUUCAUCAAAUCAAUCCAAUCAGAACAAAUUAAUGCUGUUGCAUGGACCAACUUGGGAGUGUUAUACCUUGCAAAUGAAAACAUUGAGCAAGCUCAUGAAGCUUUCAAAAUGGCUCAAUCCCUUGAUCCAUCUUAUUUAAUGUGCUGGAUUGGACAAGCUCUUAUUGCAGAAACAAUUGGAAGUUAUGACACUAUGGAUCUCUUCAGGCACACUACAGAACUCAAUAUGCACACUGAGGGAGCAAUAGGUUAUGCAUAUUGGGUCUGUACAACAUUGCAAGAUAAAAGCAACAGAGAAACAGAGCUGUACCGGUACAACAUCCUCCAGAUGAAUGCUAUUCCAGCAGCACAAGUUGUUUUGAGUAAAUACAUAGAAAGAAUUCAGAAUUAUGCCCCAGCUUUCACGAUGUUGGGUUACUUAAAUGAACAUCUACAACUGAAAAAGGAAGCAGCAGACGCAUACCAAAGGGCAAUUUUGUUGUUACGGACUGCAGAAGACCAAGAUACUUAUAAUGUUACAAUAGGAAAUUAUGGCAGAUUGUUAUGUUCCAUUGGUGAAUAUGAUAAAGCUAUCCAGGCUUUUAAGUCAACACCCCUUGAAGAGUUAGAAGACAUCAUAGGUUUUGCAUUGGCUUUAUUUAUGAAGGGUCUAUAUAAGGAGAGCAGCAAAGCCUAUGAGAGAGCCUUGUCUAUUGUUGAAUCAGAGCAAGACAAAGCCCAUAUCUUGACAGCUCUGGCAAUAACAGAGUAUAAACAAGGAAAAAUGGACGUAGCCAAGACAUUGCUAUUUAAAUGCUCUGUCUUAAAGGAGCCAACCACAGAAAGCCUUCAAACCCUGUGUGCUCUAGGACUGGCCAUGCAGGAUGCUACACUGUCAAAGGCGGCACUUAAUGAGCUACUGAAGCACAUCAAACAGAGAGACAGUGGUUAUCAGAGGUGCCUUCUUACUUCAGCGAUUUAUGCACUGCAAGGCCGCAGUGUGGCAGUGCAGAGACAAGCAUCUAAAGCUGUUCACAGUAACCCAGGUGAUCCUGCUCUUUGGUCUCUGUUGUCCCAAGUGGUUGCUCAGUAUGCCCAACGAAAUGCAAAGGGAGGUGCUGUAGCAGGAAAUGUGGCUCAUAUUCUGGACUCAAAUCAUGGAAAGAAGGCAUUACUGUACACUGCAGUAAAUCAGUUGGCUAUGGGAAGCAGUUCAGCAGAAGAUGAAAAAAAUAUUGCACUAAAGACCAUUCAGAAGGCAGCUCUCCUUUCUCCAGGUGAUCCUGCUAUCUGGGCUGGGCUAAUGGCAGCGUGUCAUGCUGAUGAUAAACUGGCUUUAGUGAACAACACUCAGCCAAAGAGGGUGGAUUUAUACUUGGCACUGUUAUCUGCUGUUUCUGCUUCAAUUAAGGACAAAGAAUUCCUUGAAAAUUACAACCAAUCUCUUGAAAAGUGGUCUCUCUCCCAAGCUGUCACUGGUCUGGUAGACACAGGAAGGAUAUCUGAAGCUGAAGCCCUUUGCACAAAGAAUUUAAAAAGUAACCCUGAUCAGCCAGCUGUUAUCUUACUUUUGAGACAAGUUCAGUGUAAACCACUCCUGCAGUCGCGAAAGCCUCUCCCAGAUGCUGUACUUGAAGAGCUGCAAAAAACAGUCAUGUCCAACUCAACCUCUGUUCCAGCUUGGCAGUGGCUGGCACAUAUAUAUCAGUCCCAAGGAAUGAUGGGUGCUGCAGAGAUGUGUUAUAGAAAGAGUCUACAAGUAGCAUCCCAACAGGGCAGUUGGAGUGGGAAGCUCUCAAGUCUGUUGAGACUAGCACUGCUUGCAUUAGAAGUCUGCAGGGCUCAUAUUUCCAAUGAUCACUGGCCAUCCUUGGUUCAAGAAGCAACAACCGAGGCCUUGAAACUUUGCUUUUGUCCACUGGCUGUCUUUUUACAAGCUUUGUUACAAUUCAACCGCAAAAUGGGUGCAAGAGAGACACGGCGACUUUUGGAGAGAGUGGUGUAUCAGCCUGGGUAUCCCAAAUCUAUUGUAUCAACUGCACGUUGGUACCUACUGAGACACUUACAUGCCAAAAAUGACUACGAGCUCAUUGAUGUGCUGGUAAACAAUGCCAAAACUCAUGGAGACACAAGAGCAUUGGAACUGAAUCAGAAAUUGUCCUCAGAAUGACAAUGCAUUAUUUUAUAGUAACGACCGAAGAAAAAGCUGUUAGAAAGAAUGAAACAAUAAAUUAAGACUUUUCCCCAAAGCAUCAUUUAAAAACACUAUAAGUUAUAAUCAUCCAUUCUUUUUCUAAAUCUAAAGAUGUUUAAGUUCUUAAGCUAGGGAUGUAAUUUUCCAUAAACUCUUAAUGUAACUUUAAUCUGAAAAACAUCUUUGAUUUUGAGAAGAAAAACCAUGAUUCCUUUAUAUUCAAGAGUUAUUUGUAAACCAUUAUUUUCUUCAUCUUGCAUGGUGCACGAUAGGAUUUUUUUUCAAUCCCUUACAAUAAAGCCUUAAUAGCCAUUUUCUAAAUAAUAUGCAGAAGCAGAGUAGCACAAUGCAGAAUUUCACUUGUUAAAAAAUAAAUUCAAAGAUUUAAUUCCUUCCAUGAAUUUUAGAGUUCAGCAGACCAACUUAUCAUAAAAUCCAAAUGACGUUAUAACCUAUUUUAGUAGUGGUUCGUCUCAGAUUCUGCUGUAGACACAUAAUAUAAAUGUUGGUGAGUCUUAGACUGCUAAUGGAUGUGUUUAUAUAAUUCAAAACACUCAGGUGUAUGGCUGCAUUUAAAAGAUUAAUGGAAAAUAAUGCUAAUAAUAUUUAAUCAAUCAUGCGGUUCCUUCAAUUAUGAUAGAAAGACUUGAACUUUCUGAAAUAAAAAGUGUCCUGUUUU
This is a messenger RNA of Ceratotherium simum simum (southern white rhinoceros), 5431 nucleotides long. NCBI's taxonomy places the organism in Eukaryota, Metazoa, Chordata, Mammalia, Perissodactyla, Rhinocerotidae. The record is from RefSeq and is a predicted model, not a curated record.